AUGAAAGUUCUCUCGUUAGGUGGCUAUGAGAAUCUUACUAUAAAGGAAUUUCCAGAGUUACUUAGAAAUUCAAAGAGCUUAAAAUUUCUGGACCUCUCAAAUAACAGGAUUCACGGCAACAUUCCAAGCUGGGUCAUGUCCAAGACUUGGGAUAAUUUGCUCUACUUGAAUCUUUCGCAUAACUUUUUGACUGGUACCAUAGACCAACUGCGGUGCAAAUAUCUGUUGUAUCUAGAUAUGAGUUUCAACUCACUUCAGGGUCAAAUGCCUUCUUCUAUCUGUAACUCAACUUCUCUUUUCAUUCUCGAUUUGUCAUAUAACAAUUUGGUUACCCCAAUCCCUCAAUGCUUGGGAAACUUCAGCCAGAAGCGCUACGUUUUGGAUUUGGGAAACAAUGGACUUUUUGGCACCAUUCCCACCACUUUUUCACAAGGCAACUCUUUGAAUAUUCUUAUGCUGAAUAACAAUCAAUUGCAAGGGCCACUGCCACGAUCUUUAGCUCAUUGUGAAGAACUGGAGCUCCUUCAUUUGGGGAACAACAAGAUUGAUGAUAGAUUUCACAAUUUGCUGAGAAUCAUCGAUGCAUCCUGCAAUGAGCUCACAGGUGUUCUACCUACAGAACUCUUCAAAAGCUUAGAAGCAAUGAGAAGCUUAAGGGAUCACCGUGGGGAAUAUAUGUCAGAAACUGGCUAUGAGCUUGAUUAUUACAUCCAUUCCUUGACUUUAGUAAUCAAAGGAACGGAGUAUAGUCUUGAAAGAGUCCUCAUAGAUCGAACAGCCAUCGAUUUCUCAAACAGCAGAUUUGAAGGACGAAUUCCAGAAAUUAUUGGAACCCUUCAUUCUCUUCUUAUACAAAAUCAUCUGAUUGGACUCAUUCCUCGAGGAAGACAUUUUGAUACAUUUGGGAAUGAUUCAUACAGAGGGAACUUGGCCUUGUGUGGAUCACCAUUGACUAAAGAUUGUGGAAAUACAGGGGCACCACCACCAGCCUCACCAUUCGGAUCUGAGCAACAAUAUGAUCCAGAGUUCUUUGAUGGAUUUGCUUGGAGAGCUGUUGUUCUGGGAUAUGGUUGCGGAUUAGUGCUCGGACUAGCCAUGGGAAGUCUCAUGUUCUUAACUGAAAAACCAAGAUGGUUCAUCCAGAUUGUUGAAGUCAUACAAACUGCGAAAAAGAUCGAGGAACGAAAUAUGUCCACAUACGAACUUGAGAACAGCAAUGCAAUUUACAAAAUUGGUGGGCAAAACAUACUCUUUCCUGCAGCUGUUGUCUAA
Molecule: messenger RNA, 1272 nt
Organism: Coffea arabica (coffee)
Lineage: Eukaryota; Viridiplantae; Streptophyta; Magnoliopsida; Gentianales; Rubiaceae
Source: RefSeq, a predicted model, not a curated record